Xiphophorus hellerii (green swordtail) is the source of this 1530-nucleotide messenger RNA. Its product is annotated as OX-2 membrane glycoprotein-like. Lineage: Eukaryota; Metazoa; Chordata; Actinopteri; Cyprinodontiformes; Poeciliidae. The record is from RefSeq and is a predicted model, not a curated record. Gene Ontology annotation, biological process: heterotypic cell-cell adhesion; negative regulation of neuroinflammatory response. Gene Ontology annotation, cellular component: axon; neuronal cell body; cell surface. Gene Ontology annotation, molecular function: cell-cell adhesion mediator activity. Bases 608 to 1105 code for a protein of 165 amino acids. The transcript is spliced from 5 exons.
GAGUAAACUUUGAGUAAUUUCACUGAAAGAAGAACAAUCUUGUUUUAAACAUAAAAUCACCAGACUCAGACACACACCUGCGGGUUUGGUUAGCUGCACAAGUUUUAUGUUGAAAGAAAUUUAUUUGGAGAACUCUUUAUUUUUUGCCUAAUUUUGUUUUCUGUAACUAUGUUUAUAUGAAUUACUUUCAUUCUCAUCUUUAAAAUACCAAAAUUUCAACUUCAGUUUUACAUUUUGAUCCGUCUGAUGAUGUAAUUUUUAGGUAUUAAAUGAUUGAUGUUUUCAUCAGUUAUCAGUACAUGAGUAGCCUUUUUACCAAGUAUUUCUUUACUAGAGUAAUUUCUUGAAUGGCUAGAUUUUACUUUCACUUGAGUAAAAAGAUGUUGAAGUAUUUUUUGGGUACACUAUCCGCCUCUAUAUAAUUGUUACGCUGCUCUUGUUUGUGUUCCAGAAGACGUUAGCGAAGGUGAAAUAAUUUAUUUGAGCAAUGUUAUUGAUACUUUCUUUUACAGGGCAAGAACAGCAAUUCAGCACUGUAGCGGUGGUGAACAGAUCGGUUGUGACUCGCUGGCUGUGUUUGCAGAUGUGAGAUGAACUGGGUCAGACGAUGUGUGGACUGGUCCUCCCCCUGGGUCUGCUGCUGUGGAUCCUACUAGCAGCACGAGGUGUAGCAGCCGUGGUCCAAACUCAGCAGACUGUGUCAGCCGCACUGGGAAAAGAUGCCACUUUCAUCUGUCAGCUCCUGGAAACUAAAGUUGUCUCGCAGGUCACCUGGCAGAAGGUCUCGGAGAACACAGAGAGGAAUAUCGGCGCUUACUCCGAGAAAUUUGGUCCAUCGGUGUAUCCAGAAUAUAAAGAUAAAGUUCAGUUUACGGAAGCUGGACUGCAGAAGAACUCCAUAGUUAUCAGGAACGUCACAGAGCAGGAUGCAGGAUGUUAUCGCUGCCUGUUCGCCACCUUCCCUGAUGGAAAUCUGAUAGGGAGAACCUGCCUGAAGGUUUAUGGGUCGUCUGAAUAUUCUGCGUCGUAUGACAGAGGCGUCACAUGGCUUUCUACUGCUGCAGCAGUGGCAGCCUGGAAUUUUUUACUGUCCUGCUUGUACUAGGAAUAAGAAAAAAAACUUUCAAAGGACGCCACAGAAAAUGCAAGCAUGUAAUUCAUUCCUCAGUAUCACAGAUAGAUUUAUGGUCUUUUACCAGGAAUUACUAUGCUGGACAUCAAGGAGGACCUGACCAAAGCAGCUGAAGAAGAACUGUACUUCCACCAUUAGUGGAACCAGCCAGACUUUCCUUCUUGAGCAAACAGCAGCUCUUUCCAAAUGUCACUGUAAUGCAGGAAUUCCUGACACACGCAGAGUUCAAGGAGAGACUGAUUGUUGUUGAAUCUUUUGCACAAUUGUGCUACUUUAAUCACUAGCAACUCUGUAUUUAAUCUGUUGCUUUCAGUGACCUUUGUGUCUUUGCCUGGGUGUUACUUCAGGAUUUGUAAGAACGGAUGUCUUCUUAAAAAGAUCCACUGAAUCUGUAAAAA